UGUUAAUAAUGCAAUACACGGGUUUCUUAUUAAACUUUGUUUUGAUGCUGUGUUACGAUGCACGAAAAUUACGAGUACACAUUAGUGGUUCAAACCAGUUUCAAAAGUGAAAAAGCCUUUUAUUCUUAUACAAGCUUUUUUAAAUAUUCACGUAAUAUCAAAAACCUAUUUAUUUUUUUAGGAAAGCAACUAAAUAAAUGAAAUAAAUUUACUUUGUGUGAUGGCAUCAUCUUCAACCAAUCAAAAGCAUGUUUAUUAUUUUGCAUUCGGUUCGAAUAUGAAUCCAAAACGAAUGCACGACCGAAAAGCGUACUUUACAGACCGUUGUUUAGCUAAGUUGACUGAUUACGAGUUUGUGCUAAACAAAAAGCGGAUUAAUAAAACUGCCGCUGCAAAUAUUCGCCCAAAGGAGGAGAGUGUUGUUUAUGGCGCUCUGUAUACGUGCACUGAAGAUACGUUGAAAGUUCUUGACAAGUUUGAAGGAGUGAAAAAGAAAAUGUAUUAUCGCGCCAAAAUUACGGUAAAACUUCAAGAUGGUAGCACUUUGGAUGCGAUAACUUACAUUGCGCACGAACACGGGUGCAACAAUGAAUUAAAAUUAGUCGAGCGAGAGUACUUGGAUCAUGUUUUGGGAGGACGAGACAUACUGCCGAAAGAUUAUGUUGGAUUUCUAGAAUCGUUUUCUUCUUGGUGCAGUUCUUGAAUAUUUUAACAAUAUUUUAAUAAAUAUAAACUAUAAUACA
Messenger RNA from Hydractinia symbiolongicarpus, 743 nucleotides. RefSeq names its product gamma-glutamylcyclotransferase-like. The record is from RefSeq and is a predicted model, not a curated record. The transcript has a single exon. Lineage: Eukaryota; Metazoa; Cnidaria; Hydrozoa; Anthoathecata; Hydractiniidae. The coding region runs from base 221 to 703 and encodes 160 amino acids. Gene Ontology annotation, molecular function: gamma-glutamylcyclotransferase activity.